This is a messenger RNA of Portunus trituberculatus (swimming crab), 1964 nucleotides long. Its product is annotated as AF4/FMR2 family member lilli-like. NCBI's taxonomy places the organism in Eukaryota, Metazoa, Arthropoda, Malacostraca, Decapoda, Portunidae. The transcript is spliced from 7 exons. Bases 130 to 1728 code for a protein of 532 amino acids. The record is from RefSeq and is a predicted model, not a curated record.
CAACAACAACAACAACAACAACAACAACAGGAACAACAACAACAACAACAACAACAACAACAACAACAGGAACAGCAACAGCAGCAGCAGUGUGUAGGGGUGCCUUCCCAGCAGCAGCAGCAGCAUCUCAUGCCACCCCUUACCCCCCUCCUUCCCUCCCCAGAGUCCUCCCAGGUUCCCUCCAGGCAACAGAAGCAGCAGCAGCAGCUGGUUGGGCAGGGGCAGCUGGUUGCCUCACUGUCCCCCAGCAGCCAGCACUCCUACCCACAGAUGAGCCAGCAGCACCUGUCCUCCAGAGAACUGCCCUCCUGGCCCUCCAAGACACGCUCAGAGUCUAGUCAGUACCGUAGGGGGACGGGGACGGGCAUGGGGGAGGGUGUCACUAACAGGAAGAGGUCAAGAAUGCAGCAGCAACAUAUGCUACAACAACAACAACACGAACAGCAACAACAACAACAGCGACAGCAGCAGCAGCAGCAGCAGCAGCAGCAGCAGCAGCAGCAGCAGUCCCAGCAGCUGUUGUUGGAUGACUUGCCACCCCCCUCCUCCCCCUGCUCAGAUGGUUCUGCUGCCUCCCAUGUCUCCCACCCACAGCAGGAUGGUACAAGCGCAUACAUACCCACCAAGGCUGGCCCCAGGGAGAGGUAUUACUGCAAGAAGCUUGAACUACUGCCAGAAUUAUCUCAGUCCCUCUCCUCCCCACGGCUCUCUGGCUCAUACGAGGAGGAGAAAAAGGAGGACCAGUUCUUGCAAAUGAUGGUGACGUCACCCCUUGGAAGCACUAGCUCUCAUAACUCAGGAGGUUAUGGCAGCGUCGAACAACAACAACAACAACAGCAACAGCAGCAACAGCAACAACAGCAGCAACAGCAACAGCAGCAACAACAGCAGCAGCAGCAGUACCUAGGGCAGUCCGGCAGUGGCACCCUUAGUGAUCAGGGAUCAGUAGGGCAGCAGGGGGUGGUAGGGGUAGCAGCGCCGGCAGUGAGCAGCGCCACGCCGGCACAGGUGGUCCAGGUGGCAGCCGUGCCCUUCUCCCCCGUGUUUCCCGUCAAUCCUGUGGUCACCAACUUCCCUAUACAGCUGCCGGCGACCUCCACUACUGAGGGCCUCCGGCAGUCUCUGAUCCUGAGUCCAGAUCAGAGACAGCUUCAGGAGCAGUUGCGGCGGAAACAUGCCGAGUUGCAGCAGCAGAUCCUGAGGCAGCAGGAAGAGCUGCGGCAGGUGAACGACCAGCUCAUCAUGGCCCAGUAUGGCAGCAUCAGCCUACAACAGAUGUACAAGGGCAGCGUGCAGUACCCUGCCACCAGCAGCGUGGCCAGUGGUGUCUAUCAAGGUGGGGCUGGUGGAGCAGGGUCCAUGGUGGGGGUGAGCAGUGGGCAGGGUAUGGGCAUGGCAGGAGGCAUGGAGGGGCUGGCAGUCACUGCAGGACUGGCGGGGGGCACAGGGACCGUCACCUUCACCACGGGCAUGCUGGCAGGGGUGGGGUCGUCCCUGGUGCAGCCCGUGGCCAUGACUUCGCCCUCUGCUGCCUCCUCCCCAACCAUCUCUGUGUCCACCUUUACUCCAGCUCAGGUGAACCUUCCCACUGGCAACACACAGGGGAUGGCUCUGCCCUACCAGCUGUCGCACCACCAGGCUCAGGUGGUUUUUGCUCAACCCAAUGCAACCACCAACCCAUCUCAACAUCACCCCCACACAACCCAACCUCAUCCACCCAAAAAAUAACCUCACUUUUAAUCUGUUCUUCCUCGCUCUUUGUCUUCUACUUAUUGUCGCUUUCUUCUCUCUUCAUCCUUGUCUUUGUUUGUCUUCUUUAUCUAUUUUUAUCACACAGCUCAGCCUCACCCUUACACUGUUCUUCCUCACUCUUUAUCCUCUACUCCUUGUGUCUUUCUUUAUCUUUGCGCCAUCAUUCAUGUCUUCCUUGUCCUAUUUACCACUCAAGCUAACCUCACCAAUCC